Messenger RNA from Nerophis ophidion (straightnose pipefish), 16381 nucleotides. It is a transcript of the gene rp1l1b, whose product is annotated as rp1 like 1b. NCBI's taxonomy places the organism in Eukaryota, Metazoa, Chordata, Actinopteri, Syngnathiformes, Syngnathidae. Gene Ontology annotation, biological process: retina development in camera-type eye; intracellular signal transduction; photoreceptor cell development. The transcript has 5 exons. The record is from RefSeq and is a predicted model, not a curated record. Gene Ontology annotation, cellular component: axoneme. The coding region runs from base 312 to 11381 and encodes 3689 amino acids.
CCUUAGCACCCUCAUGCAUGUGAUUAGCUGCUAGGCUACUGGACUGUGCUGCAGGAGUGCUAACUAGUUUCUGUGUGCUCACUGAAGGUCUGGAGGUCCUUUGUGGACUUUAUUCUUUGGAUUGCUAGUGGAUUAUGACUGUGGCUCUAAUAUUUACGCUUUUUAGUAGCGCUAAUCCCUGGCGGAGGUUCUCCCGGUGGAUUCUCCUCUGCGACAGUGACAGUGACGAGGUUAUGAUGAUUGGAAGGCGACUCCUUACGAGGCUCCCUGCCCGUCUCCUACUGAUCUGAGAGGAAGGACAAGCAGUCGCUAUGUCCUCCCACGAAUUCCAGUGCUUCAGUGCCGUCUCUGGGGACCUUUCCCCAAAACUCCCCACUUGCAGGCUGCCCCGCAUCGCCCAUCAUGACCCCGUGGCGGCCGAAUGCUACCUGUGCUCAGAGUACAGACACGCCCGCACCAUGGAGGCGUUACAGUCUUUGUCCUCUCUCUGUCACUACGACUACCAUCAUAAUCAUGGCCUGCCUCACCAGCAUGUUCGAUGGAGGCCCGGCAGGCCCGACAACAACCCUCUGGCGCCUCAGCGGCACGCGAAGAGAAUAAUCCUGGUGAAAAACAGCAACCCCUCGAUCAGGAAGACCAUUGUCUUACAACGCAAGGGGCUGCGCAGCUUCGGACUUUUCAUGGAGGAACUCUCCGCGCUCAUGCAGUACCACGUGAGGAAGGUGUGCACUCUGGACGGACACAAGGUUGACAAUGUGCAAAAUGUUUUGCACUGUCCUGGUGUUCUGAUUUGUGUGGGUCGGGAUCCGUCUCACCCCUCCAUUUUGGAGAGAUCCCGGAAAGCAGCUGAGGACAAAUUGCCAACGUUGAGUACGAAGGCACGAUCCGCUUGUGGUGCAGACAAUGAUGACGGACACACCAUUCAACCGAAACUAGGCUCUACCAACGGUUCCAUGAGGCAUUCAGUGUCUUCUGACAAGUCACUUCCAGAUGGAACAGAAUCCUUAGAAGAUGUCGCCUCCGGUCCGGCCACUGCUAACAGAAUAAACGAUGAUGAUGUGGAGAAAGUAGUCCGUAUCAACGAAGAUGGCAGCUUGUCUAUGAAGAUGAAAGUGCGGUUUCGACUAGAAAAUGAUGAAACUUUACUGUGGUCGACAGAAGUGAGAAAAAGUUCCAACAGAACCUGCGAGCACCAAGUUCUCGACAGAAGCUGUUUGGGUUCUGAAAAUGUUUCAGAGACAAGUGACGCACACAUCAGGAGGCACCACCAAAGACAGGGCUUUGGUUGUCCUCACUGCUGUAGUCAAACAAGAGAGUACAACAUUUGGACUAACACCGCAACGGGUUCUCAGGGAGAAAGUGGCAGCACUCACACUUCAAGCUCAGGCGCUUCCUCGCACAGGGUGGUUUCAAGAAAGAGUAUGGUUGAAAGUCGUAAAACUGUGGCCAAAUCAAGCGAGGAGCAUUUAGAAGAAGUGUUUGAGCAUGUUAAAUCAUCUGAAACAGUGGAGUACUGCCCCAUCCAUAGUGAGUCUUGCAUGAAUAUGGUAGAAAACUGUGAGGCUGAGCAAGAACGAGAACUUGGAUCUACAAGUGCAUCAAGACAACACUCGCUAAGUGAAAAACCAGAAAAGGAGGAGACGACAGAAGAUGCUAUGCCGAACACUUUGAGGAAAUCAUCGUCAGGAUCUACACACUCAAAGAAAUCCACUAAGAAGUCUAGAAGGUCAUAUGCAUGUCACUGUGGAGCAUCUGAUGGUAGUCAAGAUACACAAGUGCAAACAAAUUCAGAGGAGACUCUUUCUGUCACGUCUGUCCGAUCAAAUUCUCUUGAGUCGAAUGAAUGUAAAGAAACACGUACUGCAGAACCUGUGGGUGUGAAAGAGGAUCGAUCAAUAAGUGCCAUGUCCGUUCAUUCAAAUGCCUCAACAAACUGUAAACCAAAAGUCUUAGAGUGCAAUGAAAGACCAUCAAGUCAAACAUCCGCCAAGUCUGAGGUGACAAGUGAAGUAUGUCAAUCAGAAAAAGAAGCCGAGGCAGAAAAACCAACAACUUCCUGCUCGUCCAUAUCCACAACUUCAGUUACAUCAAAAGGAUACGCUCAUGUGGAUGACGCUGAAGAAGAAUAUACCAAAGAUCAAGUCCAAGACCAAGCAGAGGAAAGUGAGAGUGGACAGAGAACUCAAAGCCAAAUGUCUAUGAAAUCUUCUAAAAAGUCCAAAGCACUUGAACAAAAUCUAGAAGAAAACUCAAAGGUGAAUACCAAGGGACUAAAAUCUACAAAGGAGGCAGAAGAUCAAGUAAGAUCAUCGAGUGUCCUUUCAGCGACAUCGACAAAGUCUAAAACCUUCGAGGUUGUCAAAGAAGUACAAGAAGCAGCUGCAAUGUUAAGUCUUGAUGAUUGCCCUGAGGAAGAAACUGAGGAGAGACCUCCAACUACCAUGUCAGUGGAAUCUGUUAUAUCAGACGUAAGGUCAAGGAAAUCAAAAUCCCCAGAAGUUGAUGCUGAUGGAUGUACUACAGAGGCAACUGAAGGUAGACCACAAAGCGCAAAGUCAAUCGACUCAGUAAGGUCGGUAAAGACCAGUAUUUCUGCUAGAUCCUACCAAUCUAAGUCAUCAGAAGCGCCAGAUGAUGGACGUAGAAGUAAUGGAGUGCCAACUCCAAAAGAAACAGAGUGCAACACUUCAGCUAUAGAGAGCAGUUUGGAAAUCAAAGAUAGUGUCUCAAAUCACAAGGUUGAGGAAACAGAGAGGCCUGCUUCAGGAUAUCAUAGUGCCAUGUCAGAAAAAACUGCUGAUUCAGAAUUGUCUGCAGAAUCCAUGAAGUCCAUAACCUCUGAAAAUAGGACUGAAGGAAAUGUUGAUGAUGCAGAGAGAGCACAAAGUGCAAUGUCUACCAAAUCAAAGGCAUCUAAGGGAUCUUCUCAAUCCAAAGCCUCUCAGCCUGUCCUUGAACAAAAUGAUGAAGACGAUAGUGAGCAAGAUGCUAGCCAGAGGUCACACAGCGCUAUGUCAACCAAAUCGGCCAAGUCAAGCAUUUGUUCGAGAUCAAAUGAGGAUGUUAGAGAACCAAGUGUGAUGUCGGUUAUCUCCCAAACUGAUGAUGUUACUUCACAAUCAAAUGUUUCAGAAGCUCUUCUGGAAGAUGGUGUUCAUAUACUUGAUGAAGAGACAAGUAGAAUAACAAACGCCUUGUUAGCUCAAUCUAACAAAUCAGCAAGGUCAAUUAAGUCCAAAUACUCUGGUGAUGUUCCAGCGGACGAAACAUCUGAGAGUUCAAUCCAGUCACAGGUUUCUGCAGAGAGACCAAUCAGUGCUUUGUCUGCAAAAUCAACAAAAUCGCAAGUUUCUGGGAAAUCUACAAAAUCAGAUGUUUCUGGAAUGUGUGCCGAAGAUGUUGGGGAGGAAGAUGUUGAGAGAUCACACAGUGGGAUGUCAGCUACAUCUACAAUGUCUUCUCUUUCGACAAAGUCCAAAGUAUCUAAUAUUUCAGCUAAUGGCCAUUAUCAUCAAGAGAGGGUGUCAAGCAGCAGGUCGGUCGGAUCAGAAAGAUCUGCAGAAACAAAUGUUUCAGCAAAAUCUAAGUCCAUUAAGGACAGUCCAUCUGAUCACGGUAUGGAUUCUCUCGGAGAAAAACUAUAUGAUAGCCGAUCAAUAUGCUCACUAUCAGUUUUAUCAAGUGUUUCAGCGCGGUCAAGUAAGUCCAUAUGUUCAACCGAAGUCCUAGCUGAACAAUGCAGGCCUAAGUCACAUGCUUCUGACCAUUCAUCAAAAUCCAAAGUGUCGGAAGUUCUCGGAAGAGAAACCUCAAGUAGAGCAGAGAGUAAAUUGUCUGCCAAAUCCACAAAGUCCAACAAAUCAAAAGUCUCAGCUGACAAAAAUAGUUUUUGUCAUGAGCCAAUUGAAAGAGCUUUGAGUAAUUUGUCCAUCAAAUCAGCGAUAUCUGCAAGGACAAGUGUCUCUGAAGGGACUAUGGAUGUUUCUGAGCUGACUAGCGAACACAACAUUGAAAUCUCUGAAAUGGAGAGUGAAGCACAAGGGAGUUCAAGGCAGUCAGUCGAUUCAGAUACAUCAGCAAGAGUCAUAGGUUCCAAAACUGAAGAAAGUACUGAAUGUGCAGUUGAUAAUGGGGACGAGGAACAACUGGAAGCUAAGGAAUCAUUCCAAUCACAAGAUUCCGGUGUGACCGGAGGUGUUUCUAUGCAAAGAUCUGCUAGCUCUUUUUCAGCUAGCUCUACAAAGACAAAGUCUUCAGGCCUCUCUAUGUUAAAUAAAAACAAUGACAAUCAUGAUGAAGUAUCCCAAAUAAGAUCAGCAAGCAAGUUAUCAGUCAAAUCAACCAAGACAAACACAUCCGUCUCGUCAAGAGCAACAUCUGAGGUUCCUUCAGAAGAAAACGCUACAAAAGGGGAGGAAACUGAGCAGAGGCAGGUGAGCGCUAAAUCAGCCAGAUCUGCCAAAUCAGCACAAUCAAACACUUCAGCAACAUCUUCGAAUAUAUUCCCUGAAAACAAUGACGAGAAUACAGAGAAAUCAUCAAGUACUUUAUCUGUAACAUCAACUAAAACCAGGAGAUCAAAUUCCUCAGCAGCAUCAAAGAAGUCAGAAGCAGCUGCAGAUGAUGCUAGUAUUGAUGCCACUAAAAUCAAAUCACAUGAAUCAGCAAAGUCUGUUGUGUCUGAAAAAAUUGAAUUGAGAAAAGGUUGUGAAAAAUGUAAAACCCCAAGUGUGAUGACUAUCAAAUCAGAUAUAUCUUUAAAAUCAAGGACUUCAAAUACAUCACUAGGGGCAGCUGAAAUGCCUGAUCAGGAUGUUAAUGGGAUCAGCGGCACUCCAAGUGUUUUGUCCGUCAAAUCAAAUGUGUCUUCAAGAACCAGAAUGUCUGAAGUAGCCCCGAGCGAACAGACUGAUGGAAAACCCCACAGUGUGAUGUCCAGUGUAUCUGUGAAACCCAAGAGAUCAGAAGUUCCUGCUGUGGCGGUUGAGGACUCGGAAGAUCGAACACCCACAGGUAUGUCAUCCAAGUCCAAAAGGUCAGCUCCAUCCCUGGGAAGAAAAAGCCGGGGGAAAGGACAAAAGUCUCUAUCUGUCAAAUCUGUAAGAUCCAAGAAAACUGAAGUUUAUGACAACCAGCAAACCAGCAAAGUUGCAGGCUCUGUGAGACUACCGAAUGGGCCUGCAGACAAAAGUGUCAAAGAGAAUAUGGAUAGUGAUGAUGUAGGGAUAGUUCCAUCAAAUUUGCCAAAUGCUUCUCUAACUGAAGUUGUUAGCGAAUGGCUUAAAACCAUACCAGCUGAUGGCGAACUGUGCAACUUGGAGGAGUUUGACGAAAACUGUGACACACUCAAAAGCAGCACAGUGGUCGAUGAAUCCAAUGAUGACAAAGCAGUUGAGAAUGUAAACCAACCAAAUGAUCUGAACGGUGUUUCUGUAGAUGAACAUCAUAAAGACACGGAUAUAUCAAAUGCAGAUUGUGGAGCUAAUGACCCCAAGAUAUUUUACUCUUCUGUGCAAGUGAUGAAAGUCCUUCUCAAUCCAAAACUGGACAGAUGCAAUAGUUUACCUGAGGUUUCUCCUGCAUAUGGACGCAAAUUAAGCACUUCAGCCAGAGGUUUCUUGGAUUGCCUUGUGAAGUUGCAGUUAAUAGACCAUGAUCCCAAGAACACAGAUGAAAAAUGUGAACGAUACAAAGCACUGAUGGAGAUCCUUCAAUCCCUUUGGCUGUGUGACUCCAUAGAUCAUGAACCUUUGUUAGCAAAGGACCGUCAUUCUGAUGAAGAGUUUAAUCACACGUCCUCCUCUGGCGUAGAUGUCAAUAGUGGCUCCACAGGUUCUGGAAAGAGCAGCGACGGAGCAAAUGGUAAUCAAAGACAAACUUUUGCAGAUGCAUUUGGCAAAGCACAGGAAGUAAACAGGUAUGAAGAAACAGGCAGAGGAGAGGAGGAAUUACCUCAGGGAAACCAAAAGGGAGACCGAUUAACAGAUGAGACCAUUAGAAGUAAUGAUAGCUCAAGAGAGGUGUCUGAAAGCCCACUCUCUUCAGGCAAUGGUCAAAAGUGUGAUACAGGCUCCAUGUCUGAGAGUCCGGUCCAAUCCAGUAAACGUAUUUGUCAAGACCCUGAUCCUGUUUGGGUCCUGAGUUUACUAAACAAAAUAGAGAAGCAAUUUAUGACUCAUUACAUCAAUGCAAUGAGUGAGUUCAAAGACCAGUGGAAAAUGAACGAUAACGAGCAGCUGAACAGAAUGAUAGGAGAAAUUAAAAAUGUGAUUGAAACACGCAUCCAAACUAGCAUACACAGAGAACUGGGCAAGAUCACAGGUCGAACAGGCCUACCGAGACCUCCGAAAGAAACAAAGUCCAGGCCUUCAACAACCCAGACAGACGAAAGGAGACGAAAGCUUAAAAUGAAAGCCAAACAGUCAUUUGAACCACAGUCAGGAAAAAGCGACGAUUCGGCUCUGAGCACAGUUUACAGCGAUCAGCGUGAAGAAACCGAGGAUGAAAGCUGUCCAUGCGAAUCGUGUGAUAAGAAAAAAAUGGCACAGACGACUCCAUUGCUUGGGGAAAUUAUGAGUACUGCCCCUGUUUUAAUGGACUUUGAUCUGAAGAGAAUUCUUCAGAUGAAGAAUGAUGAUACUACAGACAACUCUUUACCCAAUAAUGAAACCAAAGCAGCAGCAGCGUUUAUCGGACAUAUUCUGGAGAAGGCCGUAGAGGAAAUAGAGGAAGAUAAAAAAGACGUUGUAGACAAGGCAUUGGUCAGAAAUGAGGGUGAGAUCACAGGGGGAAAGGUUUCUGAAGCCAAAGAUGAAGAAGAAGCCACCCUAAGUGAGGACCAAAUUGAAGCUCCAGUUGAAGAUAAUUUCACCACUAAUGCUGAUAUGCUGCCAGAAAAAGUGGGGGAAGCAGGUAAAGUUAAGACUGUCAUUUUAGCUAAAGAUACAUCUGCGAUCAGUGAACCGGAGAAAGAUGAUGCCGCCACCAUGAAGAACUCAAAUGCAAACACUGACAAUAAGAUUUCUACAGAAGAACAGAUGUUGGCUGAGGAAAAUAGAACUGAGAGGGAUGAAGAAGGGCCAGGAGAUGGUGAAGAUGAGACCCAUGUCACCAGUGGAAAUGAGAAUACUGAUGUAGCCACCAUGAAGGACUUCAAUGAGUGUGUAGAAAUUGAUGAUGAGGUUUCUGCAGAAGAGAUGAUAACUGGGGAAGCUGUUGUAAACAUAAUAGCUGAAGAUGAAGAUGAAGAAGUUAAAGCCGAUGGUGAUAAGGAAAUACCUGCUACCCGUGAAGAAGUGAAGGAUGAGGAUGCAAAUACUGCUGCUGAGGUGACAGCCACAAGUGAACAUGAACGUGAAGAAGAUGCAGAAUGGGGGGAUGUUGGUAAAGAGCAAAUGCCUUCUGCCAAUGGAGAAGAGAACUAUGAUGUUGCUGAGAAUGAUAAUGCAGUUUAUGAGGCUGCCAAUGCUGCAGAAAAUGAGAUGAUAGAGGGAGCCAUCGUGGAACAAGAUGAACAAGUAGCACAAGAACCCAUCAUUGGUGUAGAGGACUGUUCCACUACCAGUGGAGAUGAGAAUAACGAUGCAGUGACUGAUGACAAGGUUGUUGCAAAUAAUGAGAUGAUGAGGGAAGAGGUUGAGGAAACAGCUGAAGCUGAAGAUAAAGUUGAUGGGCAAGUAGUGGCCAUGACAGAUAAAGAAAUGAGAGUAUAUGAUCAAAAAGAGAAUCCAGCUGCCAGUGGGAAUGAGAAUGAUAAGACAGCCACUGCAUAUGACAAUAUAAAUGCUGUCAGGGAAGUUGUUGUAGAAGAUCAGAUGAUAUGUCAAGAGGUUACCGAAACUGAAAAUGCAGCACUUAGUGAUGCCAUAAUAGCUUCCAGUGAACAGGAACCUGAAGAAAAUGAGGAAGAAAAAUCUUUUGCUACCAGUGGAGGAGAGAAUGAGGACUCAGUCACUGAGAAAGAGAUCACAAAUGCUGAUGAUGAUGUUGCUGCAGAAGAUCAGAAGAUGAGUGAAGACGGUGCUGUCAGUGAUGAUAAAGAUGAAGAACCGAGAAUCAGUGGUGAAGAAGAGCCUCAUGCCAUCAAUGGGGAUGGAAACAAUGAUGUUGAAUCUGAGAAUGACAACACAAAUGAUGAGGUUGCUGCAGAAGAUGAGAUUAUAGGUGAGGAGGUUGUCAAGGCAGUUGAAGUUGAUGAAGCAGCACAAGAUGAUGAUGGACCAGAGAAAGAUGAAGAAGAGAAAGUGAGUGCUGAAGAAGACACUCCUGCCUCCAGUGGGGAUGAGAAUGCAACCACUGAUAGUGAUAAUAAUGAUGGAGAAAACGAGAAGAUGAACGAUGAAGUUUCUGAAGUAGAAGAAGCAGAAGAAGAGACCACCAUGAUAGCUUCAAAUGAGGAUGAAUCUGAAAAAGAAGACGUUCCUUGUGAUGAGGAGCCUCAUGUCACUGGUGGAGAGGACAAUGAGGAUAAUGAUAAUGAUGUUGUUGCUGCAAAUGAUGAGAAGUUAAGAAAAGAGGUCAGAGAAACAGCAGCUGAAGAAGAAGAAUCAACAACCAUUACAAAUGAGGAGACUCCUGUCACUAGUGGACAUGAGAAUGAGGAUGCCGCAACUGAUGAUGAGGUUGCUGCAGAAGAUGAGAAGAUGAGAAACGAGGUAACUGAAACACUAGAAGAAGAAGCAGAAGAGACCACCGUAAUGGCUACAGAUGAGGAGACUCCUGUCACUACUGGAGAUGAGAAUGAGGAUGCCUCCACUGAAGAUGUGGUUUCUGCAAAAGAUGAGAAUACAAGUGAAACAGCAGAAGAUGAAGGUGCAGAACGGGAGGUCACCAUAAUAGAGGAUGAUAAAGAAGAUGGAGCAAGUGGAGAAGAAGAGACUCCUUUCACUAGUGGAGAUGAGAAUGAUAAUGUUGCUGCAGUAGAUGAGAAUAUGAGUAAAGAGAUAAUCGAAACAGCAGAAGAAGAAGCAGAAGAGACCAUCAUGAUGGGCACAAAUGAGGAUGGAUCUGAGAAAGAAGACGUCUCCAGUGAUGAGGAGACUCCUGUCACAAGUGGAGAUGAGAAUAAAGAUACCACCAAUGACGAUGAUGUUUCUGCGGAAGAUGAGAAGACGAGUGAAGAAGUAACCGAAACAGCAGAAGAAGAAGAAGCAGAAAACACCACCAUGAUGGCCACAACUGAGGGUGGACCUGAGAAAGAGGAAGAAGAAGAAAGGGAGACUCCUAUCACGAGUGGAGAUGAGAAUGAGAAUGAUGAUGAUGUUGCUGAAGAUAAUGAGAGUCUGAGUAAAGAAGUAACCGAAACAGCAGCAGAAGAAACAGAAGACACCACCAUGAGGGCCACAAAUGAGGGUGGAUCUGAGAAAGAGAAAGAUGAAGAAAGGGACACUCCUAUCACUAGUGGUGAUGAGAAUGAGGAUGAGAUUACUGAAGAAGAUAAGAAUACGAGUGAAGAAGUUUCUGAAACAGCUGAAGACAAAGAUGGAGCACAGGAGGUCACCAUGACAGAGGAUGAUGAAGAAGACAGAGCAAGUGAUGAAGAAGAGACUGCUGUCACUAUGGGAGAUGAUAAUGAGGAUGCUGUCAAUGAUGAUGAUGAUGAUGAUAAGAAUAGGAGUAAAGAGAUAGUCGAAACCGCAGAAGAAAAAGCAGAAGAGACCUUCAUGACGGCCACAAAUGAGGAUGAAUCUGAGAAAGAAGAGGAAGGAGAAAAUAAGACUCCUGUCACUACUGGAGAUGAGAAUGAAGAUGCCACCACUGAUGAUGAGGUCGUCCCAGAAGAUGAGAAGAUGAGUGAAGAGAUUGCUGAAACAGCUGAAGAUGAAGCAACGGCAGUCUCAAGUGAGAAUGACUCCAACAAGGAGGAAGAAGUCCCUGGUAAUGAGAAGACUCCUGUCACCAGUGGGGAUGAGAAUGAGGAUGCCGCCACUGAUGCUGAGGUUGCCGCAGAAGAUGAGAAUAUGAGUAAAGAGAUAGAUGAAACAGCAGAAGAAAAAGCAGAAGAGACCUUCAUGACGACCACAAAUGAGGAUGAAUCUGAGAAAGAAGAGGAUGGAGAAAAUAAGACUCCUGUCACUACUGGAGAUGAGAAUGAGGAUGAUGAUGAGGUUGUCGCAGAAGAUGAGAAGACGAGUGAAGAGAUUGCUGAAACAGCUGAAGAUGAAGCAACAACAGUCCCAAGUGAGGAUGAAUCCAACAAGGAGGAAGAAGUCCCUGGUAAUGAGAAGACUCCUGUCACCAGUAGAGAUGAGAAUGAGGAUGCCGCCACUGAUGAUGAGGUUGCCGCAGAAGAUGAGAAUAUGAGUAAAGAGAUAGUCGAAACAGCAGAAGAAGAAGCAGAAGAGACCUUCAUGACGGCCACAAAUGAGGAUGAAUCUGAGAAAGAAGCGGAAGAAGAAAAUAAGACUCCUGUAACUACUGGAGAUGAGAAUGAUGAUGAGGUUGCAGCAGCAGAUGAGAAGAGAGCUGAAGAGAUUGCUGAAACAGCUGAAGAUGAAGCCAUGACGGUCCCAAGUGAGGAUGAAUCCAACAAGGAGGAGGAAGUCCCUGGUAAUGAGGAGACUCCUGUAAACAGUGGAGAUGAGAACGAUGAAGCUGUAGAUGAGAUGGAAGAAGGCAAUAAGGAUGAGGAUGCAGAAGAGGGGCAAACUUUACCCGAGGAAGAUGAAAAAUUUGAUGAGAGCGGGAAUGAAGAGAAGUCAGGCAAUGAGGGAACAACAGCGGAACAAACGGAUGAGGAUGAAGAGGAGCCUGCUGGUGUAUGUGGUACUGAUUUUCAUUCUCAUCCUCCUGCAUCUGGAGAAGAACAUAUGGCUGAGAAUGAGGCUGAAUGCACUAAUGAGAGGGCAGCAGAUGAGACGGAGCUCAAGGAUGAAGAGGAUGGUGCAACAAUUACGAAAGACUCUCAGGAGGAAGAUCCUGAAGAGGAACCUGCUGAAAACAAGGAAUCAGUGGCGGCCUGUGAUGAAGAAGAGGAUGUAAAAACAAAAGUGGCUGAAGAUCCAGGCGGCAUCCCACAGGACGAUGAGGAGGAUGAGGUGACCAACGAUGAUGGUCAAGAUAAUGUAGAAAAUGACGAAGACGACAACGUGACAGGCAGGGACACUUUUGAAGUAUCUGAAAAAGAUGAAGUGUCCGCUAACCAGGGGGAGUCGGCCGACGGCGAAGAUGAGGCGGAAUCUGAUGAUGCCGACGAAGAGGAGAAAGGAAGUAAGGACUUCAUCUCUAACAAGGCGGACAAUCAGGAGCCGGAUCAGGCCAGGGAAACUACUACCUUAGCGGUAAACAACAGUUUGCUUAAAGUAAGCGCCGAGUCUGAGGACGGCGUCUACGCAGAUGGAGAAGACUCGGACACGGAAACCUUAAAGUCAGGGAACAAGUGAUGUGGACAAGGACUGGAUGCAGUAUUCUAGGAUGAGAUGCAGUGUCCUAGAACUAGAUGCAGUAUUCUAAGAAUAGAUGCAAUUUUCUAUGACUGGAUGCUAUAGGACUAGAUGCAGCAUUUUGGCACUGUAUGCUAUUCUUGGUGUGGAUGCAGUAAUCUGGGACUGGAUGUAGUAUUCUGGGACUGGAUGAUAUAUUCUAGGACUGGCUGCAAUAUUCUGGGACUGAAUAAAGUAUUCUGGGACUGGAUGAUGCAUUCUAGGACUGGAUGCAGUAUUUUGGGACUGGGUGCAAAAUUCUGGGACUGAAUGUAGUAUUCUAGGUUUUGGAUGUAUCAUUCUUGGGGCGCUUCUACAGAAGCUGAUAGACACUGAAGGAAUGUACGAGUAUCACAACCACGACCUCCAUGACUAGGCAGCUCUGGGAGAUAACCAUCUUAAAAACUUGAAGGAAAAGUUGAAUCCACUUGUGUACUACAUGUGUACUAAUACACACAACCUGGACCUUCUUUUAGAAACACCUGCACACAAUGGCUACUGUGUUGGGUACACCGAAGGUGAACACAAUCAUGCAUUCCGUGUGAGACAACUCUUGUAUUGGAUCUCACUAGGUGUACCUAAUAUUGUGGCCAUUAACAAGUGUAUAUUUGCACAUAUCCUGUACUGUAGUAUUUCCUUUAUACAUUUUCUUUUCUUUUUCGAGAUUUUUCCAGGGUUUUUUCUGUAAAAAAAUCCAUGAAUAAUCAUCAUUUUGAAAGCUUCAAAGUACCACAGUGUGAGUAUUCAAACGUGAUUCACAUAUCAGUAGAGUAGACAAAUGUAUGCUUUCAUAUCUAAAAGCUUCAUAUCGUGUGGAGGCAAAUAUUACCUCAACUAAAUGUACUGCACUUUUUUUUUGUCCGUGGAUUAAAAUACAAAUGCACUUUAAAUACUCAUUUGAUUUACUUCUGUAUUAAUCAAACAUCAUUAAAACUUGUUUUCUAUAUUUUUGAAUUGGAUUUUUAAAUGACACUAUGAAAUAUUUCCAGGGAUGCUUCGAUUAGGGUUGUAAGAUGCCAAUUUCGAUCAUCCUUGAGAUCGACCAAUACCGAUACCGAUCACAUGUAUUAACUGUAAAUUUUUAAAAUUUAUGCUGAGCGUUAUCGACAGUGUAACAAUACCAACACAAUAUUAAAACUAGUUCCUUAUCCUCUCUUUUAUUAUACAAUUGUUAGAGCAAAACAUAAUCAUUAGUCCAGGCAAAACUAUUAACUACUACUCUUUUAAAUCCAUCCAUCCAUCCAUUUCCUACCGCUUGUCCCUUUCGGGGUCACGGGGGGUGCUGGAGAUAAGAUAAAAUAGAAAAUAAAUUAUCAACCCAAUCAUAGACCUCUUUAACUUUCCUGAGCACUUAUGUAUUGGUGUUGUUUAGAGCUAUCUUCACAGUCAGCUCAGCUAUUAAAGUACCAAUGAUUGUCACACACACACUAGGUCUGGCGAAAUUAUUCUCUGCAUUCGACCAAUCACCCUUGAUCACCCCCUGGGAGGUGAGGAGAACAGUGGUCAGCAGCAGUGGCCGCGCUGGGGAAUCAUUUUUGGUGAUUUAAAGUUGUACUUACCAACCUUGAAGCAAUUUUAUAGGUACAUGGCGUAAUGAUAAGUGUGACCAGUUGAUGACAGUCAUACAUAAGAGAUAUGUGUAGAUGACGCUAGUAAACAACUGUGACGGUCUCAAGCCGUCGUCUUGCGGGUUUCCAGGACCACCAAGGAAGGACAUGACUUCGAGCCGUUUGACUUUGUUUAUUUUUCAAUAAACACCUCAGUCCAGGUCGCCUUUCCGCUCCUCUUUUCCGCUCGCUCGUCGUCUGUCUUCGGCUCUCCUUCUCUCUCGCUUUGCGUCAGCUGCACUCCUGCUUCUUCCAGUCUCUCCGCCUUUCUUCCCGCCAUUCACGGCUGCCGGCCUUUUAACCAAUGCGAGAGGAUUGCAUGAUUGUCCCCAGGUGCGUGAUUUACGCACCUGAUCUUGAUUGAGGCUUCGCUCCAGGUGCGCCCCGCCUCGCCGCUCGCUCGCCGUCGCUGCCUCCUCGCCGCCAUCUUGGGCCGGGCUCCAGCAUGCCCUGCCUGUCUGUCGGACUGUUGGCUCUGCCUCUCCACAACAACAUCAAAAAUGUUUAUGUUCCACUGAGAAUAUAGAAAAUUAUGCACGGCGCUCAAUACUUUUUCUAAAUGUUUUAGUACGACUUUGAAGCCGCACCGCUUGAUAGACUGUUGACACAUUACGGCUACCGUAGUCAGAAGUACGAGUAUUAUUAUUAUGGUGUGUUUUUAAGGACCGCAAAAUUGCACCCGUUAGCGGACAUAUUACCUGCCGUUUUGUUUCGCAAUAUUAUGCUAAACCAACUUUUCUUACGGGCUUCACGGUGGCAGAGGGGUUAGUGCGUCUGCCUCACAAUACGAAGGUCCUGCAGUCCUGGGUUCAAAUCCAGGCUCGGGAUCUUUCUGUGUGGAGUUUGCAUGUUCUCCCCGUGAAUGCGUGGGUUCCCUCCGGGUACUCCGGCUUCCUCCCACCUCCAAAGACAUGCACCUGGGGAUAGGUUGAUUGGCAACGCUAAAUUGGCCCUAGUGUGUGAAUGUGAGUGUGAAUGUUGUCUGUCUAUCUGUGUUGGCCCUGCGAUGAGGUGGCGACUUGUCCAGGGUGCACCCCGCCUUCCGCCCGAUUGUAGCUGAGAUAGGCGCCAGCGCCCCCCGCGACCCCGAAAGGGAAUAAGCGGUAGAAAAUGGAUGGAUGGAUGGAACUUUUCUUACGUUUUGGUACUUGCUGAUCUGUUUUCAGGAUCUGCAUAAGUCCGGAAAUUUGUGCAAGUCCGCUAUUGUAGUCCUUGCCAAUGACGUAGCUGCUUUUUUCCUCUAUCUUCUUGUUAUGGAGCAUUUCUAAUAUAUAGUAGCGUACAGUUCUAACUUAUAUCUUUCAGUAGACUUGCUGUGAAAGGGCUAAAAACUGCCGAUGUAGUGAGUUUACAUUAUUCACCCAAGGAACUUGGAGAGUUCCGGUCAGACGUUUUUUGACGGGACACAUUUCCAGCGUUGUUGUACUAUAGUGAGCCACGGUUGAGGAGAUGCUGCUCCGUUAUUGAUUGAAGUAAAGUCUGAAUGUCAUUAAAACAGCUCGCUCCAUCUUUUGACACUUCUUCCACUCCCGUCCUUGCACGCUACACCGCUACAACAAAGAUGACGGGGAGAAGACUCUGCCGAAGCUGAGCCAUGUAAUUAAGACCGCCCACAAAACGGCGCAUCCUGAAGCGACUGUCAGAAAGCGGCUUGAAAAUGAUCUGUAAAACAUCAUUUAUGCAACAUUUUGACCAAAGAAGCCACCAUUACAUGUUAUGUGGACCACAAAGAAGUGUUUUCCAUUUAGAAAAAAACCCUAAUACGACCCGUCCGGUGCGCCUUAUGUUUGAAAAAAGACCUGAAUAGACCCGCUCAUCAGCAGUGCGCGUUAUAAGUCCGGUGAAUCCUAUGGUCCGGAAAAUACGAUUUUACCGUUUUAACAAUGACAGUGCACAUUUGUGGCUGUAUAAAAAUAUAUAUUACAUAUAUGAAUGACGUCCCAAAGGUACAGCCUAAAGGUUUCUCUCCAUGAUAGCCAGGAAGUUAACUGCUUACUAAUAUCAAAUCAGCUUGUGUGCUGCGACUGCAGAGUCCCUAAAAUGAGACUUUCUUGGCGUCUGUGUAGUGAACGCAGCCCCCCCCAACCCUUAUUAAGACGGGGCUGAUGGAUGGCACCUAUGUCACGGGUUGCCACUGGAGGUCUCCUGCGGGCACGUGACUCCCAUAAUUGGUGUCACCCUGAUUGACUGCACCAGGACUUUAAGGAAGGAGGCCGUCACGUGGCCUCGGAGAGAGAAAAAAACAACCAAGUUGAAGAGCUUCCAUGUGUGCUGUUUUUAUGGACGGCAGUCAAAAACCUUAACUCGCUGUUUUUUUUUUUGUGUGUUUUUUUUUUUAAUUUGUCCUGUCCAGCUUUUCAGGCAAAUCAUAUAGUUGAUGUAGAUGCCCAUAUCGGCUGCACAGAUUUACAUUACAAAAGAGAGGUCUGUGGGAUACUUCUCUUGUGGCCUUAUUUGGAUUUCACUUUAUUAAAUGGAUUUAUAUUAUCGUUGAGUGCAGCCGAGCCGGAGCAGGAGGGGAUAGAAAGAGAAAAAAAGGAAGACAGAGGGGGAAAUUGUGGGGACAAGAGGGGCAUAAGACAACAACAGCAAACACAAUAACAAUACCAACAACAACAACAACAACAGAGCCACAUCAACAAACAGGAUAUGUACAAAUGAUGGUAAAAGUGAUAGCAAAGAAGUAGUUAGUGAAAUAAAUAAUAAUACAGAAAUGACAAUGAGCAUUAUUACACUACAAUGAGAGCACUUGAUAAUGAAUGAUAACAAUACCAUCUAUCCAUUUUCUUCCGCUUUUCCGAGGUUGAGUGGUGGGGGCAGCAGCCUAAGCAGGGAAGCCCAGACUUCCCUCUCCCCAGCCACUUCGUCCAGCUCGUCCAGCUCCUCCAGCUGGGAGACAUAGUCUUCCCAAUUGGAGAGAAGACCCCUGUGGCCUCCUACCGGUCGGAGGCGUUCGGGUGGCAUUCUGACCAGAUGCCCGAACUACCUCAUCUGGCUCCUCUAGAUGUGGAGGAGCGGCGGCUUAACUUUGAGCUCCCCCCGGAUGGCAGUGCUUCUCACCCUAUCUCUAAGGGAGAGCCCCACCACCUGGCGAAGGAAGCUAAUUUCGGCCGCUUGUACCCGUGAUCCUGUUCUUUUGGUCAUAAGCAAAAGCUCAUGACCAUAGGUGAGGAUGGGAACGUAGAUCGACCGGUAAAUUGAGAGCUUUGCCUUCCAGCUCAGCUCUUUCUUCACAACAAUGGAUCAAUACAACAUCCGCAUUACUGAAGACCCCACAUGUCGAUCUCACGAUCCACUCUUCCCUCACCCGAGACCAAGGCUCCAAGGUACUUGAACUCCUCCACUUGGGGCAAG